AGCGUAGGCCUAAGGUUUAUUUAACAUUCAGCAGAGCCUCUGUAUUGCAGAUACUUUACAUAUGAUUUGCAUUUUACGUAUGAUUUACAGAAGCGGGGUUUGGUUUGGACCGUAGUGCCUCCGCAAAGACCCUCUGGUAGCAGCACAAUCGGAACCAGUUCACCCACACAGCAGUGCACCUCUAAGCACGAAAAGGUUCAGCAGGCUCACCAUUUCCGGUUCUCCCAGACACCCAAUAGUUUGGCGAGCGGAACGGCUCAGGAAGUGACGCAAUCACAAGGGAGGUCUUUUCCGGUUCCGGUUUGGCGGGCUCCAGUGUGGCGACAUGAAACUGCUCACUCACAAUCUUCUGAGCUCGCAUGUGCGGGGGGUGGGGCCCCGUGGCUUCCCCCUGCGCCUCCAGGCCACCGAGGUCCGCGUCAAUCCAGUGGAGUUCAACCCAGACUUCGUGGCGCGGAUGAUCCCCAAAGUGGAGUGGGCGGCACUUCUGGAGGCGGCCGAUACCCUGCACCUGGAGGAGGUGCCACGCCAGCCGACGGAGGGCUAUGAGCAUGAUGAGGACUUUCUGAGGAAGAUGCACCACGUGUUGCUGGAGGUGGAGGUGCUGGAGGGCACCCUGCAAUGCCCAGAGUCUGGACGUCUGUUCCCCAUCAGUCGCGGAAUCCCCAACAUGCUGCUGAAUGAUGAAGAGACGGAGAACUGUGACAGACACCAAUCAACUUGACGUUUUGUGUUCCCAUCAAUAUUUGAUGGAUGUUAUUUUGUCAUGCUUAACCCCAAACCUUGACCCAGUGACACACCAAACACAGUGUUCUUGAGCUCCAUAGUAUAUCUUUUUUUUCUCUUCUCUCUCUCAUUAAAGGUUCAAAACCAAAA
Molecule: messenger RNA, 876 nt
Organism: Cavia porcellus (domestic guinea pig)
Lineage: Eukaryota; Metazoa; Chordata; Mammalia; Rodentia; Caviidae
Gene: Trmt112
Product: tRNA methyltransferase activator subunit 11-2
Exons: 4
Coding region: 326-724 (132 amino acids)
Biological process (GO): tRNA methylation; rRNA (guanine-N7)-methylation; peptidyl-glutamine methylation
Molecular function (GO): protein heterodimerization activity
Source: RefSeq, a predicted model, not a curated record